GUUGAAGCUGCCUGACUGAGCCACUCCUUCUCUCUUUUCCCUGCUACCUGUUGCUGCUUCAACUUUUAACCCCAAACCGUCCUCCACCAAAGUUCCUGAAGCUGCAGCAACUCUCAAUUUGGGGCAUACCAUACAUGGACUAUUAGAGAGUCAAAGCACUUCAACAGGACAGCAAGUAACCUAAAACCACCAAAACAUCUAAAAUGGGGAAGCAGAACAGCAAACUCCGCCCAGAGGUGAUGCAGGAUCUGCUGGAGAGCACGGACUUCACUGAAGCUGAGAUCCAGGAGUGGUAUAAAGGCUUCCUGAGAGACUGCCCCAGCGGGAACCUCUCUAUGGAGGAGUUUAAGAAGAUCUACGGUAACUUCUUCCCUUACGGAGACGCCUCCAAGUUCGCAGAGCACGUCUUUCGCACCUUUGAUGCUAACGGGGACGGGACGAUAGACUUCCGGGAGUUCAUCAUUGCUCUGAGCGUCACGUCUCGCGGCCGCCUGGACCAAAAACUGAAGUGGGCCUUCAGCAUGUACGACCUGGACGGGAACGGAUACAUCAGCAAGGCAGAGAUGCUGGAGAUCGUACAGGCGAUCUACAAGAUGGUUUCCUCUGUCAUGAAAAUGCCGGAGGAUGAGUCGACACCUGAGAAACGCACGGACAAGAUCUUCAGGCAGAUGGACACAAAUCGUGAUGGUAAACUGUCUCUGGAUGAGUUUGUUGAGGGAGCAAAGAACGAUCCGUCUAUCGUGCGGCUGCUGCAGUGUGAUCCCAGCAGCGUAGGGCAGUAGAAGAACCUACUGUCUUCAGUCAUCUAGUAUUAUUUAUUCAGGUCAAAGCAUUCUCCUUCAUUCACCCAGUAGUGACUAACUGUGCACAACAGAUAGACAUCCAUCAGAUCAAAAUGGACCCAAGCAGAGGAGCCACAUACUGGACCAUCACAUACUGGAAAAUAAAAUACUGGACCAUCACAUACUGGACCAUCACAUACUGGACCAUCACAUACUGGAAAAUCAAAUACUGGACCAUCACAUACUGGAAAAUCAAAUACUGGACCAUCACAUACUGGACCACCACAUACUUGACCAUCACAUACUGGACCAUCACACACUGAACCAUCACAUACUGGACCAUCACACACUGAACCAUCACAUACUGGACCAUCACAUACUGGACCAUCACAUACUGGACCAUCACAUACUGGACCAUCACACACUGAACCAUCACAUACUGGACCAUCACAUACUGGACCAUCACAUACUGGACCAUCACAUACUGGGCCAUCACAUACUGGACCAUCACAUACUGGACCAUCACAUACUGGACCAUCACAUACUGGACCAUCACAUACUGGACCAUCACACACUGAACCAUCACAUACUGGACCGUCACAUACUGGACCAUCACAUACUGGACCAUCACAUACUGGACCAUCACAUACUGGACUAUCACAUACUGGACCAUCACAUACUGGACCAUCACAUACUGGACCAUCACAUACUGGACCAUCACAUACUGGACCAUCACAUACUGGACCAUCAUAGACAUUCACAGUAUUCUAAUGGUUACAGUAGGAUUGAGGUAUACUAUUUGGAUCCAUGAUCUGUGGUGAAGCGCCGUUUCUACUUGGAGCCAAGAAACAAUUCUGCCAUGAGGAACAGAACUGAACUGAGGGAGAAAAGUAUUGGAGAAACAUGACACCAGAUGGAAGCUAUUGAUCUCCCCCUACUGUAGAUGGAAGCUAUUUAUCUCCCCCUACUGUAGAUGGAAGGUAUUGAUCUCCCCCUACUGUAGAUGGAAGCUAUUUAUCUCCCCCUACUGUAGAUGGAAGGUAUUGAUCUCCCCCUACUGUAGAUGGAAAGUAUUGAUCUCCCCCUACUGUAGAUGGAAGGUAUUGAUCUCCCCCUACUGUAGAUGGAAGCUAUUUAUCUCCCCCUACUGUAGAUGGAAGGUAUUGAUCUCCCCUACUGUAGAUGGAAGGUAUUGAUCUCCCCCUACUGUUGAUGGAAGGUAUUGAUCUCCCCUACUGUAGAUGGAAGGUAUUGAUCUCCCCUACUGUAGAUGGAAGGUAUUGAUCUCCCCCUACUGUAGAUGGAAGGUAUUGAUCUCCCCUACUGUAGAUGGAAGCUAUAUAUCUCCCCCUACUGUAGAUGGAAGGUAUUGAUCUCCCCCUACUGUAGAUGGAAGGUAUUGAUCUCCCCCUACUGUAGAUGGAAGCUAUUGAUCUCCCCUACUGUAGAUGGAAGCUAUAUAUCUCCCCCUACUGUAGAUGGAAGCUAUUGAUCUCCCCCUACUGUAGAUGGAAGCUAUUGAUCUCCCCCUACUUUAGAUGGAAGCUAUUGAUCUCCCCUACUGUAGAUGGAAGCUAUAUAUCUCCCCCUACUGUAGAUGGAAGCUAUUGAUCUCCCCCUACUGUAGAUGGAAGCUAUUUAUCUCCCCCUACUGUAGAUAGAAGGUAUUGAUCUCCCCCUACUGUAGAUGGAAGCUAUGUAUCUCCCCCUACUGUAGAUGGAAGGUAUUGAUCACCCCCUACUGUAGAUGGAAGGUAUUGAUCUCCCCUACUGUAGAUGGAAGCUAUGUAUCUUCCCCUACUGUAGAUGGAAGCUAUUUAUCUCCCCCUACUCUAGAUGGAAGCUAUUUAUCUCCCCCUACUGUAGAUGGAAGCUAUUGAUCUCCCCCUACUGUAGAUGGAAGCUAUAUAUCUCCCCCUACUGUAGAUGGAAGCUAUGUAUCUCCCCCUACUGUAGAUGGAAGGUAUUGAUCACCCCCUACUGUAGAUGGAAGGUAUUGAUCUCCCCUACUGUAGAUGGAAGGUAUUGAUCUCCCCCUACUGUAGAUGGAAAGUAUUGAUCUCCCCCUACUGUAGAUGGAAGGUAUUGAUCUCCCCCUACUGUAGAUGGAAGCUAUUUAUCUCCCCCUACUGUAGAUGGAAGGUAUUGAUCCCCCCUACUGUAGAUGGAAGCUAUUUAUCUCCCCCUACUGUAGAUGGAAGGUAUUGAUCUCCCCCUACUGUAGAUGGAAGGUAUUGAUCUCCCCCUACUGUAGAUGGAAGGUAUUGAUCUCCCCCUACUGUAGAUGGAAGGUAUUGAUCCCCCCUACUGUAGAUGGAAGGUAUUGAUCCCCCCUACUGUAGAUGGAAGCUAUUUAUCUCCCCCUACUGUAGAUGGAAGGUAUUGAUCUCCCCCUACUGUAGAUGGAAGCUAUUGAUCUCCCCCUACUGUAGAUGGAAGCUAUAUAUCUCCCCCUACUGUAGAUGGAAGCUAUGUAUCUCCCCCUACUGUAGAUGGAAGGUAUUGAUCUCCCCCUACUGUAGAUGGAAGCUAUAUAUCUCCCCCUACUUUAGAUGGAAGCUAUAUAUCUCCCCCUACUGUAGAUGGAAGCUAUUGAUCUCCCCCUACUGUAGAUGGAAGCUAUUUAUCUCCCCCUACUGUAGAUGGAAGCUAUUGAUCUCCCCCUACUUUAGAUGGAAGCUAUUGAUCUCCCCUACUGUAGAUGGAAGCUAUAUAUCUCCCCCUACUGUAGAUGGAAGCUAUUGAUCUCCCCCUACUGUAGAUGGAAGCUAUUUAUCUCCCCCUACUGUAGAUGGAAGGUAUUGAUCUCCCCCUACUGUAGAUGGAAGCUAUGUAUCUCCCCCUACUGUAGAUGGAAGGUAUUGAUCACCCCCUACUGUAGAUGGAAGGUAUUGAUCUCCCCUACUGUAGAUGGAAGCUAUGUAUCUUCCCCUACUGUAGAUGGAAGCUAUUUAUCUCCCCCUACUCUAGAUGGAAGCUAUUUAUCUCCCCCUACUGUAGAUGGAAGGUAUUGAUCACCCCCUACUGUAGAUGGAAGGUAUUGAUCUCCCCUACUGUAGAUGGAAGCUAUUGAUCUCCCCCUACUGUAGAUCGAAGCUAUAUAUCUCCCCCUACUGUAGAUGGAAGCUAUGUAUCUCCCCCUACUGUAGAUGGAAGGUAUUGAUCACCCCCUACUGUAGAUGGAAGGUAUUGAUCUCCCCUACUGUAGAUGGAAGGUAUUGAUCUCCCCCUACUGUAGAUGGAAAGUAUUGAUCUCCCCCUACUGUAGAUGGAAGGUAUUGAUCUCCCCUACUGUAGAUGGAAGGUAUUGAUCUCCCCCUACUGUAGAUGGAAGGUAUUGAUCUCCCCUACUGUAGAUGGAAGCUAUUGAUCCCCCCUACUGUAGAUGGAAGGUAUUGAUCCCCCCUACUGUAGAUGGAAGCUAUUUAUCUCCCCCUACUGUAGAUGGAAGGUAUUGAUCUCCCCCUACUGUAGAUGGAAGCUAUUGAUCUCCCCCUACUUUAGAUGGAAGCUAUUUAUCUCCCCCUACUGUAGAUGGAAGCUAUAUAUCUCCCCCUACUGUAGAUGGAAGCUAUGUAUCUCCCCCUACUGUAGAUGGAAGGUAUUGAUCUCCCCCUACUGUAGAUGGAAGCUAUAUAUCUCCCCCUACUGUAGAUGGAAGCUAUAUAUCUCCCCCUACUUUAGAUGGAAGCUAUAUAUCUCCCCCUACUGUAGAUGUAAGCUAUUGAUCUCCCCCUACUGUAGAUGGAAGCUAUAUAUCUCCCCUACUGUAGAUGGAAGCUAUUGAUCUCCCCCUACUGUAGAUGGAAGCUAUGUAUCUCCCCCUACUUUAGAUGGAAGCUAUUGAUCUCCCCCUACUGUAGAUGGAAGCUAUUGAUCUCCCCCUACUGUAGAUGGAAGCUAUUGAUCUCCCCCUACUUUAGAUGGAAGCUAUUGAUCUCCCCCUACUGUAGAUGGAAGCUAUGUAUCUCCCCCUACUGUAGAUGGAAGCUAUUGAUCUCCCCCUACUGUAGAUGGAAGGUAUUGAUCUCCCCCUACUGUAGAUGGAAGCUAUUUAUCUCCCCCUACUGUAGAUGGAAGCUAUGUAUCUCCCCCUACUGUAGAUGGAAGGUAUUGAUCUCCCCCUACUGUAGAUGGAAGGUAUUGAUCUCCCCUACUGUAGAUGGAAGCUAUUGAUCCCCCCUACUGUAGGUGGAAGCUAUUUAUCUUCCCCUACUGUAGAUGGAAGGUAUUGAUCUCCCCCUACUGUAGAUGGAAGGUAUUGAUCUCCCCCUACUGUAGAUGGAAGGUAUUGAUCUCCCCUACUGUAGAUGGAAGCUAUUGAUCCCCCCUACUGUAGAUGGAAGCUAUUUAUCUCCCCCUACAGUAGAUGGAAGGUAUUGAUCUCCCCCUACUGUAGAUGGAAGGUAUUGAUCCCCCCUACUGUAGAUGGAAGCUAUUUAUCUCCCCCUACUGUAGAUGGAAGGUAUUGAUCUCCCCCUACUGUAGAUGGAAGGUAUUGAUCUCCCCCUACUGUAGAUGGAAGGUAUUGAUCUCCCCUACUGUAGAUGGAAGCUAUUGAUCCCCCCUACUGUAGAUGGAAGCUAUUUAUCUCCCCCUACUGUAGAUGGAAGGUAUUGAUCUCCCCCUACUGUAGAUGGAAGGUAUUGAACUCCCCCUACUGUAGAUGGAAGCUAUUGAUCCCCCCUACUGUAGAUGGAAGCUAUUUAUCUCCCCCUACUGUAGAUGGAAGGUAUUGAUCUCCCCUACUGUAGAUGGAAGGUAUUGAUCUCCCCUACUGUAGAUGGAAGGUAUUGAUCUCCCCCUACUGUAGAUGGAAGGUAUUGAUCUCCCCCUACUGUAGAUGGAAGCUAUUGAUCUCCCCUACUGUAGAUGGAAGAGAGUGUAUGAGCCAAAGAGGUAGCUAGAUGAUAUAUUAUAAUAUUUGACAUAGUGACAAAAUAUUGUGGCAUUUUGCAGCAAUGAAACAUUUUCACUUUAAGAUUUUGAAUUAUAAAUGUUUGGAAUAUUUUCACUGCAAACCAGAUAGAAUGAUGUGUACAAUAUAAUCAUAUUUGUUGUAGGAUCGUAUUGAAAACAGAGAGGACCACACAUGUUGCUGUGCAUUUAUCUGUCUACAUCCUCCUCUGCUCCAACUAGACUCACAGGGCAACACCUUUAGAGAAACACAAAUCUAUCGUCAUCUAUCUCUAACACCAGUAGUGUUCACAGGUAUCAGAUUACACCACACACACAGUGGAAUGUAUGCCACUGACUGGGUCCCUGAAAUGCUUAAAUAUCCACACAGUGGAAAGUAUGCCACUGACUGGGUCCCUGAAAUGCUUAAAUAUCCACACAGUGGAACGUAUGCCACUGACUGGGUCCCUGAAAUGCUUAAAUAUCCACACAGUGGAACGUAUGCCACUGACUGGGUCCCUGAAAUGCUUAAAUAUCCACACAGUGGAACGUAUGCCACUGACUGGGUCCCUGAAAUGCUUAAAUAUCCACACAGUGGAACGUAUGCCACUGACUGGGUCCCUGAAAUGCUUAAAUAUCCACACAGUGGAACGUAUGCCACUGACUGGGUCCCUGAAAUGCUUAAAUAUCCACACAGUGGAACGUAUGCCACUGACUGGGUCCCUGAAAUGCUUAAAUAUCCACACAGUGGAACGUAUGCCACUGACUGGGUCCCUGAAAUGCUUAAAUAUCCACACAGUGGAAAGUAUGCCACUGACUGGGUCCCUGAAAUGCUUAAAUAUCCAUUGUAAGGACAAUAUACAUGCAGACCAACUGAUCCUAUCACACAUUCUGUGAUACGGUGUAACAUAUCAACCUGUUUGUUUGUUCUUCUUUACUAUUUACUGAACAAAAAUAUAAAUGGGGCGGCAGGUAGCCUAGGGGUGGCAGGUAGCCUAGGGGCGGCAGGUAGCCUAGGGGCGGCAGGUAGCCUAGGGGCGGCAGGUAGCCUAGGGGCGGCAGGUAGCCUAGGGGGCGGCAGGUAGCCUAGGGGCGGCAGGUAGCCUAGGGGGCGGCAGGUAGCCUAGGGGCGGCAGGUAGCCUAGGGGCGGCAGGUAGCCUAGGGGCGGCAGGUAGCCUAGGGGCGGCAGGUAGCCUAGGGGCGGCAGGUAGCCUAGGGGCGGCAGGUAGCCUAGGGGCGGCAGGUAGCCUAGGGGCGGCAGGUAGCCUAGGGGCGGCAGGUAGCCUAGGGGCGGCAGGUAGCCUAGGGGUUAGAGUGUUUGGCCAGUAACCAAAAGGUUGGUGUAUCGAAUCUCCGAGCUGACAAGGUAAAAAUCUGUCGUUCUGCCCCUGAACAAGGCAGUUAGCCCACUGUUUCUAGGCCGUCAUUGUAAAUAAGUAUUUGUUCUUAACUGACUUGCCUAGUAAAAUAAAAAAUGCAACGUGUAAAGUGUUGGUUCCAUGUUUCAUGAGCUAAAAUAAAAGAUCCCAGAAAUGUUCCAUAUGCACAAAAAGUUGAUUUCUGGUUUUGCUGGUUGAGAGAAUACCAAGAGAGUGCAAAGCUGUCAUCAAGGCAAAGGGUGGCUACUUUAAAGAAUAUAAAUUAUAAAACAUAUUUGGAUAUGUUGAACAGUUUUUUUUUGGUUACUACAUGAUUCCAUAUGUGCAAUUUCAUAGUUUUGAUGUCUUCACUAUUAUUCUACAAUGUAGAAAAUAGUAAAAAUAAAUAAAAACCCUUGAAUGAGGUGGUGUGUCCAAACUUU
Salvelinus fontinalis (brook trout) is the source of this 7480-nucleotide messenger RNA. RefSeq names its product neurocalcin-delta A-like. Lineage: Eukaryota; Metazoa; Chordata; Actinopteri; Salmoniformes; Salmonidae. The coding region runs from base 204 to 782 and encodes 192 amino acids. Gene Ontology annotation, molecular function: tubulin binding; actin binding; calcium ion binding. Gene Ontology annotation, cellular component: cytosol. Gene Ontology annotation, biological process: calcium-mediated signaling. The record is from RefSeq and is a predicted model, not a curated record. The transcript has 4 exons.